AUGGCGACCAAGUCACAAUGGAUAAUGGAUCCAAUAUCCCGGACGCGGUUCAAGGACAAGCACGGUGUCGGGAUUGAGGAAGAUGAAGGCAAGGCGGCCGCAGAAUGGACUCGCACGGCUUUUCCCGGCAUGAUCCAUUCGUGGGACGAUAUCAACCCCCUAAAAGAACAUUGCAAGGGCACCAUCAUCUUGAAAGGCAUUCAGGGUGUUCCUGACGCCCUCAAAGCCGUCGAAGUUGGUGUUCAAGGGAUCGUGCGAGACAUUUUCCUCGACUCUGGGUUCCGGUAUGGCGCGGACAUUGCCAAACCUAUGGCGCUGGGAGCUAGAUCGUACACAUAUGUCUUAGUUCUUGGAGGUGAGGAAGGCGUCGGUCACACCCUCGGGGUGCUGUGCGGCGAUUUGGACUUGACGUUGCAUCUUGCCGGCAUUCCGCUUCCCAAAUUCAUCUCAAUCGAUGUUCAUCAAGAUUGUCUGUAG
Cladophialophora bantiana CBS 173.52 is the source of this 477-nucleotide messenger RNA. RefSeq lists its product as uncharacterized. Lineage: Eukaryota; Fungi; Ascomycota; Eurotiomycetes; Chaetothyriales; Herpotrichiellaceae. The transcript has 3 exons. The record is from RefSeq and is a predicted model, not a curated record. The coding region runs from base 1 to 477 and encodes 158 amino acids. Gene Ontology annotation, molecular function: oxidoreductase activity.